AUGGCUGAAUCAGCAACAAUGACUGAAGGGCUUUCAGAAUCGUUCAAGAAAUUCGUCAAAUUGGCUGGAGCCAAAACACCUGAAGAAAUGAAACAUAUGAAUGCGAAGGCUUGCGGUAAAAUGGUUAAAGACUGUUUGCCGAAAGAAGUGAUAACGAUCGCCGAUGCAAUGAUCUUCCCUAAAUAUAAAGAAAAAGGAAAGCAAUAUAUGUUAGAUUCAAAUUUCCCGGCUUUCGUCCGUGGAUGUGCCCAUGAAUAUGCCAAACUGAAAAAAAAAAAUCCCAAGCUGCCAGCAGAUGACGAGGGAGCAGAAAAAUAUUACCAAGAUUUUGUGAAGAGAUUGGAAUGUGGAGGACCUAAAGUUAAAGAAGUGAAUAUCAGAGAUAUGUCCACACAGUUUCUAUCUAUCUAUCUAUCUAUCUAUCUAUCUAUCUAUCUAUCUAUCUAUCUAUCUAUCUAUCUAUCUGUCAGUUCAAAAUAUCUAUCUAUCUAUCUAUCUAUCUAUCUAUCUAUCUAUCUAUAG
Molecule: messenger RNA, 522 nt
Organism: Acanthosepion pharaonis
Lineage: Eukaryota; Metazoa; Mollusca; Cephalopoda; Sepiida; Sepiidae
Source: the annotation of a GenBank genome assembly